AUGUACGAAUUGUUGAAGGUGGGCCACUUGGGGCUCUUGGGUGAAGUCAUUAGAAUCAACGCCGACAAGGCGGUGAUUCAGUGUUACGAAGAGACGUCGGGCCUUUCCAUUGGUGACCCCGUCGAGCGUACCAAGAAGCCGUUGUCGGUGGAAUUGGGUCCCGGGUUGAUGGAAACGAUCUACGAUGGGAUCCAGCGUCCGCUUAAAUCCAUUUCCGACUUGUCGUCGUCGAUCUACAUUCCCAGAGGUAUCGAGGUCCCCGCGUUGAACCGUGACAUCAAAUACGACUUUACUCCCGGUAAGCUCAAGGUCGGCGACCACAUCACUGGUGGUGACAUCUUCGGGUCGGUGUUCGAAAACUCCUUGAUGGACGACCACAAGAUCUUGUUGCCGCCCAAGGCCAGAGGUACCAUCACCAGAAUCUCCGAACUGGGCUCAUACACCGUGGAUGAAAACAUCCUCGAAGUCGAAUUCGAGGGCAAGAAAUACGAAUACUCGAUGAUGCACAACUGGCCGGUGCGGGUCCCGCGUCCUGUGGCCGAGAAGUUGACCGCCGACUACCCUUUGCUUACCGGUCAAAGAGUGUUGGACUCGUUGUUCCCUUGUGUCCAGGGUGGUACCACCUGUAUCCCCGGUGCCUUCGGUUGUGGUAAGACCGUUAUUUCGCAAUCGCUUUCCAAGUUCUCGAACUCCGACGUCAUUGUUUACGUUGGGUGCGGUGAAAGAGGUAACGAAAUGGCCGAAGUGCUUAUGGAAUUCCCUGAGCUUUUCACCGAGAUCUCCGGCCGUAAGGAACCGAUUAUGAAGCGUACCACGUUGGUGGCCAACACCUCUAACAUGCCUGUGGCUGCUAGAGAAGCGUCUAUUUACACCGGUGUGACUAUCGCCGAAUACUUCAGAGAUCAAGGUAAGAACGUGUCGAUGAUUGCCGACUCUUCGUCGCGGUGGGCCGAAGCCCUUCGUGAAAUCUCGGGUCGGUUGGGUGAAAUGCCCGCCGAUCAGGGUUUCCCCGCCUACCUUGGUGCCAAGUUGGCCUCGUUCUACGAGCGUGCCGGUAAGGCCACUGCGCUUGGUCUGCCUGACCGUGAAGGGUCGGUGUCGAUUGUUGCCGCUGUGUCUCCUGCUGGUGGUGACUUCUCCGAUCCCGUUACCACCGCCACCUUGGGUAUCACCCAAGUGUUCUGGGGUUUGGACAAGAAGCUUGCCCAACGUAAGCACUUCCCUUCGGUGAACACCUCGGUGUCAUACUCGAAGUACCUUAACGUGUUGAACAAGUUCUACGACGCUAACUACCCUGAAUUCCCCACUUUGAGAACCAAGAUCAGAGAGAUCUUGUCCAACGCCGAAGAAUUGGAACAAGUGGUGCAAUUGGUGGGUAAGUCGGCUUUGAGUGACUCCGACAAGAUCACGCUUGACGUGUCUACUUUGCUUAAGGAAGACUUCUUGCAACAAAACGGUUACUCUACCUAUGACCAGUUCUGUCCUGUUUGGAAGACGUUUGACAUGAUGCGGGCGUUUAUGUUGUACCAUGACGAAGCACAAAAGGCCAUUGCUAAUGGUGCUCAAUGGCUGAAGCUUGCCGACGCCACCAGAGACGUCAAGCAUGCGGUGUCGCUGGCGAAGUUCGUUGAACCUUCCGAAGGUGAAGAGGCCGGUCGGGCUAAGUUCAACGAAUUGUUGACCAAAAUUUCGGACAAGUUUGCCGAAGCCGCUGAGUAA
Diutina rugosa is the source of this 1719-nucleotide messenger RNA. It is a transcript of the gene TFP1, whose product is annotated as H(+)-transporting V1 sector ATPase subunit A. The transcript has a single exon. The record is from RefSeq and is a predicted model, not a curated record. Gene Ontology annotation, biological process: proton transmembrane transport; ATP metabolic process. Gene Ontology annotation, molecular function: ATP hydrolysis activity; proton-transporting ATPase activity, rotational mechanism; ATP binding. Gene Ontology annotation, cellular component: proton-transporting V-type ATPase, V1 domain; fungal-type vacuole membrane. The coding region runs from base 1 to 1719 and encodes 572 amino acids. NCBI's taxonomy places the organism in Eukaryota, Fungi, Ascomycota, Pichiomycetes, Serinales, Debaryomycetaceae.